Fragaria vesca subsp. vesca is the source of this 1515-nucleotide messenger RNA. RefSeq names its product protein PHYTOCHROME KINASE SUBSTRATE 1-like. Bases 1 to 1515 code for a protein of 504 amino acids. The record is from RefSeq and is a predicted model, not a curated record. The transcript has a single exon. Gene Ontology annotation, biological process: phototropism. Lineage: Eukaryota; Viridiplantae; Streptophyta; Magnoliopsida; Rosales; Rosaceae.
AUGGCUGUUGUUACAUCUAACAUCCGAGACGCCUCCUUUUCUUCAUACUUGAGUAUUAACGAGCAAACCAUUCUACGUAAACUUGGUGAUCAGAAGUCAAGCCAAAACCUCAGUCCAAUCAUCACAACCACCAGUCCUUCCAAGCGAGAUGAUCAGCUUAAGCACUUGGGAACUAGAAAGAAGGAAGAAGAGGAAGAAAUUGGAGUAUUUGGAGCUGAAAAAUACUUCAAAGGAGUAAUGGACGAGGACAGCUCAAAAAGUUCAAGCAGCACAUGUAGCUCAAUGAAGUUCCAUGGUCAUCAGCAGCAGCGAGUCAAUCUAGAUCACAUGAAGCUAAAGGUGCAACAGCAUGGAACUCCAAGUGUUCGUUCCGAAGCAAGUAGUUGGAACAGCCAGAGUGCACUGCUGACAAGUGGGUCGAGAAAAGGCACAAGGACUAACAAGACAAGCAGCAACAAGGCACAGAGGAAGAGCUUCUUUGCAGCUCUUGGUUGUUCAUGUACUGAUAAGAAUUCUGUUGAUAUUAAUGAAGAGCGUGUUGGUGAAAUCAGCUUCAAGCAGAAUGGUGCCAACUGUGGAAUCACAGCUACACCACCACACAUUAAACAAAGUCUUGACCUUGUUAGUGAAGCUCUGGUCAAAAUUAAACAACAAACCCCGGAUUCAUGGGUGAAGGAGGAGAUAUUGAUGAACAACGAAAAGAUCGAGAAGUUGGGAACUGGUCUGAGCACAGAAAACUGCUUUACUUUCCCAGCUGCAAAAUCUGGAGCGGUGAGUAACUUGCCUAUCAAGAUUCCUGCCUUUCAAGAAAUGGAAGAUGAGAAAAUGAGGAAGUCUAUAGAGGUGUUUGGCUCUCCUGUGUUGGAGAAGAGGAAAAAGGCUCUAGGCCUUGAGAAAAGGCUAACAAUGCUUUCUUGGGAUGCCGAGUUUGCUGCAGCGAAAUCAGGUGGAACCUACACUCAUGAGUCAGACAGUGAUGCAAGUUCAGACCUGUUUGAGAUUGAGAGCCUCACAGGGAAAAACAACCCUUUUCUUGCAAGGCAAGCAUCAGAUGGUUGUGCCACCCCCACACAUUGUUACGCGCCGAGUGAGGCAAGCAUAGAGUGGAGUGUGGCCACUGCCAGUGCUGCAGAUUUCAGCUCUGCCAUGUCAGAUUGUGAAGACCUUGUCAGGCCAAGUCCAACCAACACCACAAAUGCCAAAGCAGCUAGAAUGAACAAAGAGAUGGUGCCAAUUAGGCACCGUUCCAAUGUUCUGUUAGGCUGCAAGAGUCACAAAGCUGUGAGAGUGGCAGCAAAUGCGCACAGACCACAGAACCAGAAGAACAUUAUUGACCCACAGAUGAUGCCUCGCAAGCCAGAAAUGCCACUCAUGCCAUCAACAAGGUUUCAAGCUGACCCAAACUCUAAGUUGACAGGUUUUGACUCGAGAGUACAAGGGCAGCAUGCGCUUGCACCACGGUCGCUUCCGCGUGCACAUUCACCACAUGCUUCUCAUCUUCUAUUCAUGCAGUAG